AUGGCAGGCGUUGAGCUGACCGGUUCUGCAGCUUCUUGCUACGCUGAUCCUAUGGUUGCGGGACCUCAAACUCUUGAGAAGUUGCGUUCCCAACUAGGUGAACUAGUGAUGAAGCAGACUGCUUUGUCGGGGCAACCUCGCAAUAGGGAUGAGUUGAAAAAACUGUCCUUGCAGCAAAAGGACUUGGUUGAUGAAAUUGCCAUUGUGGACGCCUGUCUCAAAGCGCUGCAGUCUUCAGCUGAGCUCGUAAAAGAGAAGAGUACCAUGACUACUCGCCAGAUGCCCGAGUUAGCUGUCAAAGGCGUUACUGAUUGCACUGGUGUCGAGAAGCCAUUCAUGAGUGUGGAUGCGUUCUUGAGCUAUUUCAAGAAAAUUCUCGAGACGAACAAGUCCAACCCUGAUACUGAAUGGUCCCAUUGGCUCAAGCUCUCUUUCGAUCAUGAAUAUGAGCGAUUCGUGCCUCAAGGCAGCCGCGUGAGGACGGCCGUUGAGGUGUUUAACAGCGCCAUGAAGGAUAAGGAGUCAAUGCAGCAGUAUGGCAUGCGUUUCCAAAACUUGGUUCGUGAAGCAGGUUUGUCCAACUGUGAUGUUCUUGCGAUGUUGUUUUUGCUUUCUUUGCCAGGUGGUUUGCAGGACAAGGUGAUGAUGUCAUUUUGUGCGAAGCUUGGUAAUGAAGAUCGAUUGCCAACAAAGCUCGAAGAAAUCAUCAAGCUGGCAAAUUCUUUGUCUUUGCCCAAACGCUCUCAUGAUGAUACGGAGCACGGGUCUCGUUCUUUGGUCAAGAAAUAUAGAAGAGACUAA
Lichtheimia ornata is the source of this 801-nucleotide messenger RNA. RefSeq lists its product as uncharacterized. The record is from RefSeq and is a predicted model, not a curated record. NCBI's taxonomy places the organism in Eukaryota, Fungi, Mucoromycota, Mucoromycetes, Mucorales, Lichtheimiaceae. The transcript has 2 exons. Bases 1 to 801 code for a protein of 266 amino acids.